CUCAGUCACACUUCCAAUAUGUCACCUAAAAAACCUGAGAUGGAAAGAAAAAGAAGGCAACGAAUCAACAAUUGCUUGUCUCAAAUUAAGCGGAUGAUCCCGGAAGCUAGAGAGCUGGAGAUUAAGAAAGGCUGUAGACUCGAAAAGGCGGAAAUAUUGGAGAUAACCGUCAAAUUCAUUCAGAAAGUGCAGAACGAGAAGAGAGCCGAGAAACAGGGAGAAAUUACGGUUGGACCUGAGGAAAUCCCUGCAGUUUUCAAUCAAACUCCAGCACCUACAAGAUUGGUAUUCCAGAGCCAAUUUGACAUCUCGCGAGAACAAACAGCGUCACCCUUUUACUCGGCUCCCACGUGUUGUUUUGACACAGCCGCGACUGAGUACGACACCAAACAUAACUCCCAGAACAUACUUUUUCGACCAGUGCUUCUACCCACUCCUCGUUAUUUCACUCCUCGCUGUAUUUCGUCUAAUAUCGUCUACGAUUCUGCGAGAGAUGGCAGGGAGAGUUUUGCUUUUCCAACACGACAGCCUGCUGUCAGUACAGCCCUCUACACUGAGAAUAAAAAUCUCUGAGAUUCUCUUACCGAUUUGGUCCUCACAGCCGUUUUUAUUAUCUUGAAGAGUAUAUUUGAACACUUUUCAUUCAUGGAAAAGAAAGUUUACACUGUUUUGAUUGAGCUGAAUAGCAACUUGUUGAGUUUGGGCUAAG
Stylophora pistillata is the source of this 709-nucleotide messenger RNA. RefSeq names its product transcription factor HES-4. The record is from RefSeq and is a predicted model, not a curated record. NCBI's taxonomy places the organism in Eukaryota, Metazoa, Cnidaria, Anthozoa, Scleractinia, Pocilloporidae. Gene Ontology annotation, molecular function: protein dimerization activity.